CUAGUCCCGCCCUCCUGAUCCUCUUGCCGCAGGAUUCUCUGAAGACGUCUCUGCGUCUCAAUACGUCAAUAUUACAAGGGGGAAGAGGAGGAGGGGACUUGUGAGUCGCCAACAUGUCGAGCAAAAGGGCCAAGGGAAAGAACACCAAGAAGCGUCCUCAGCGCGCCACCUCUAACGUGUUCGCCAUGUUCGACCAGUCCCAGAUCCAGGAGUUCAAAGAGGCCUUCAACAUGAUUGAUCAAAACAGGGACGGCUUCAUCGACAAGGAGGACCUGCACGACAUGUUGGCCUCUCUAGGUAAAAACCCCACCGACGACUACCUGGAGGCCAUGAUGAACGAAGCCCCGGGUCCCAUCAACUUCACCAUGUUCCUCACCAUGUUCGGGGAGAAGCUGAACGGCACCGACCCCGAGGACGUCAUCCGCAACGCCUUCGCCUGCUUUGACGAGGAGGGCACCGGUCUGAUCCAGGAGGAGCAGCUGCGCGAGCUGCUGACCACCAUGGGCGAUAGGUUCACGGACGAGGAGGUGGACGAGCUCUUCCGGGAGGCGCCCAUCGACAAGAAGGGCAACUUCAACUACGUGGCGUUCACACGCAUCCUCAAGCACGGCGCCAAGGACAAAGACGAUUAGCUAGCAAGCAACCAACCGACCGCCGGAGGAGUUUUUCCUGUGUAUAUUUCCGUUGUCGUGUGUUUUGUAUAGCCCACUGCGAGGUUGUCAUGUAGCUGCUUCUUGCUCAUUUGCACAUCACUAAGAAUCUGUAUAAACCUCAACAUAUGUAUGUACUACAUGAAUAAAAACUGUUACUGUGA
Molecule: messenger RNA, 814 nt
Organism: Phycodurus eques (leafy seadragon)
Lineage: Eukaryota; Metazoa; Chordata; Actinopteri; Syngnathiformes; Syngnathidae
Gene: myl12.2
Product: myosin, light chain 12, genome duplicate 2
Exons: 4
Coding region: 114-632 (172 amino acids)
Cellular component (GO): cytoplasm
Molecular function (GO): calcium ion binding
Source: RefSeq, a predicted model, not a curated record